UUGAAUUAAUCAGUAGCUUUGAAACAGGCUGCCAAUGUGCUGAAAGCGGCAGUGUGGUAAAAAACAGCGAUCGUAAAAAAUCGAGAGUCUGUUUUUCGCGAGUCUCCCGAAGAGUGUUUGUGAUAAGAAAAUUCAAGUGAAAUGUCCAUAAAAUUCAGCCAAGCCAUUGAUUUCAUCAACAAGGCCCAGAAGUCUGAUGAGAGGCAGAAUUUCAGGGAGGCAAUAGUUCUAUAUGAAUCAGGAGUUCGUCACCUUCUGGAUGCUCUUGAGCAUGAGAUUAAAGGUGAAACUGCGCGGGAGGCAAUUACUCAGAAGUGCCUCUUGUACAGGGAGCGAGCUGAAGAAUUGCGCCAGAAUAUUGGCGAAAGUGAAAGUGGCCGCAUAGCUCAAACGACUGUGUGACUUGAGAACACGCCCCCGGACUCAAAAUCACUUCUUGACACGCUAUAACACUUGCUAAUAUUUACUGAAAAUGUAUAAAAUUGCUCUGUUUUGUAUUUGUUUUGGAAGAAAAAGAAAAGUUUUGAUAACG
Molecule: messenger RNA, 532 nt
Organism: Phlebotomus papatasi
Lineage: Eukaryota; Metazoa; Arthropoda; Insecta; Diptera; Psychodidae
Product: vacuolar protein sorting-associated protein 4-like
Exons: 2
Coding region: 142-402 (86 amino acids)
Source: RefSeq, a predicted model, not a curated record